Molecule: messenger RNA, 801 nt
Organism: Thelazia callipaeda (thelaziosis nematode)
Lineage: Eukaryota; Metazoa; Nematoda; Chromadorea; Rhabditida; Thelaziidae
Source: the annotation of a GenBank genome assembly
AUGAUACAGAAAGAGUGUGUAAAUAUAUCAUUACCAGUAAUUGCAUUUCAUUUUGAUAAAAUUGUAGUUGCUGAAAGUGUUGUAUCUGUUUUGUGGAUGUCUUCUGAGAUAUCAGCAAGCAGUAAUAGUAGUGCUGAGUCUUUGUAUGAUAAUCGAUGGGCAAAUUUUACAAAAUUAGAAUUAUUAAAUGAAUCAAGUUGUAUGGAAGGUACUUCUGUAUACACACUUCGGUCUUUACAUAAUGAAAGUACUGAAAAUGAUAAUACAAUGGAAGAUUCUUACGAUCCUUUUUCUUAUUCACACACGCAAUCCUUCAAUGCUGGCAAAAUGGAAUCACCACAUGUAGAUGAUAUUAACAACAGUUCUAAUGAAACUACAAAUUCGAUUCAGCAAGAUAUUAAAGGAAUAAAUGACUCAAAGGAAAGUUACCAUACCACAUCAACUGACCAGUUAUCACACAAAGAAACAAAACAUAUAGAAGAUAUAUCAUCACAUCCGUGUUGUGCUUCACGUGUCUUACCACAAAAGGGUGAAAAUCUCGACAUUUUUCUUUAUAACGUUCUUGACCAACAACAUACACCUCAAUUAGCCGCUUCUAAGUCAGGAAUCAAUGAUUCUACUCAAAUUGAUACAGCAGAUACUUCUGACGACGAUACACAAAAGAAACAAGGAAAUGACACAGUAAAGAUUACACACAGUGAGUACUAUGUGUUGCGAAUGGAAAAUAAUCCGAAACCAAGUAUCGAACAGACAACGUCCGUAUAUUUAUACAAAUGCGCUGAUCCAUUUCAUGCAACAUAA